This is a messenger RNA of Adineta ricciae, 678 nucleotides long. Lineage: Eukaryota; Metazoa; Rotifera; Eurotatoria; Adinetida; Adinetidae. The record is from the annotation of a GenBank genome assembly.
AUGAACUUUUGUGAACAAUGUUUUGAUAUUUUUGUGAGUGAAGAUCAAAUUCUAUUGUGUUCAUUGUCUCAACAACAUCAGAUCAUUUCCAAGUCAUUACUCGAUCAAUGGGACUACCUGUCAACUGUAGCAGGAAUAGGAAGUGAAGGAUCAACAUCAAUCACGCUUCGAAAUCGUCGUGGAAUAUUUCUUGAUGAAAACAAUGCAAAUCUAUUUGUUGCUGAUUGUGGAAACAAUCGAAUACAGAAAUUCCAUUUAGGUUCAUUUGAAGGUGAAACAAUCAUUUCGAAUCAAACAUUUCCACUGAACUGUCCAAAUGGAAUCACAUUGGAUGACCAAGGUUUUGUAUUUGUUGUUAAUUCCAGCAAUAAUCGAAUUCUUGGACAGAAUCCCAAUGGUUUCCAUUGUUUCAUCGGCUGUGAACAAUCAGUUGAACCAAACCCAAAUCAAUUAAAUUCUCUAUCGAAUCGUCACUUUGAUUCAUUUGGAAAUCUUCUUGUGGUUGAUCAACAAAACCAACGAAUUCAACGAUUUGAUUUGAUUCUCUAUUCAGGACAAUGGACAACAACUGGAAAUAUGAGUGUUGCACGACAAUGGCAUACAGCAUCGAUUUUAUUCAAUAAGGCAAUAUUAGUGACAGGUGGAUGUUGUGCUCUCAACAGUGCCGAAUUGUAUUGA